AUGGAAGCCCUGCAGAGGCAGCAGGCAGCCCGCCUGGCCCAGGGGGUGGGGCCAUUGGCCCCUCCACGCCCAUCGCCACCCCGGCCUCCCUUGCCUGGCCUCCGGAUUCUGCAGGCCCCAGAGAGGGCCUUGGGGGAGGUUGGGGCUGAGGAAGAGGAGGAUACUGAAGAGGAUGAGGAGGGGGAGGAAGCCGGGGCCGAGGAAGAGGCAGCUGAGGAGAGUCGUCCAGGAACCUGGGGCCCCAGCUCACCUUCUGGCCAGCCCCCUGGACCUCAGCCCCAUGAGUGGACCUACGAGGAACAGUUCAAGCAGCUGUACGAGCUCGAUGCAGACCCCAAGAGGAAGGAAUUUCUGGAUGACCUGUUUAGCUUCAUGCAGAAGAGGGGGACACCAGUGAACCGCGUGCCCAUUAUGGCGAAGCAGGUGCUGGACCUGUACGCGCUGUUUCGCCUGGUGACAGCCAAAGGCGGCCUGGUGGAAGUCAUCAACCGCAAGGUGUGGCGGGAGGUCACGCGCGGCCUCAGCCUGCCCACCACCAUCACCUCGGCCGCCUUCACUCUACGCACUCAGUACAUGAAGUACCUGUACCCAUACGAGUGCGAAACGCGGGCGCUCAGCUCUCCCGGGGAGCUCCAGGCAGCCAUCGACAGCAACCGCCGCGAAGGCCGUCGUCAAGCUUACACCGCCACCCCGAUCUUCGGCUUGGGCCGCCCGCCCCUUCGGAGCACCGCAGCCCCGGCCUCGGGUCCUGGCUCCGCCCUGCUCGCGCCCACGCCGGGUGCCCGCCCAGCCCAGGGCUCCGCCUCCGGUCUGCCGGCGCACGCCUGCGCGCAGCUGAGCCCAAGCCCUAUUAAGAAAGAGGAGAGUGGAAUUCCAACCCCUCGACUGGCACUGCCUGUGGGCCUGGCCUUGGGACCUGCGCGGGAGAAAUUGGCACCAGAGGAGCCUCCUGAGAAGAGGGCUGUGCUGAUGGGGCCCAUGGACUCACCUCGACCUGGUGCACACCACGGUUUCCUGCCCCAUGGCAAGGUUCCCCUAAGGGAAGAGCGGCUGGAUGGGCCUCUCAAUCUGGCAGGCAGUGGUAUCAGCAGUAUCAACAUGGCACUAGAGAUCAACGGGGUGGUCUACACUGGCAUCCUCUUUGCCCGCCGUCAGCCUGUGCCAGCUUCCCAGAGCCCAACUAACCCUGCACCCCCAACCCCUACAGGACCUGCUUCCAACACCUCACCCUGAGAGCUCUCACUUGGAAUUAAGAGUGCCAGCCCAUUGCUGGGGGGAGGGGUGGGAGACACCCUCUCCACCUUUAUUCUUCCAGGGGGCCCACCCUAGGACCCAACCCUGGGAGGUGACCACUACACCCCUCAUGGACUUGAAGCCAAAGAAUUUUCUUUUGAUGUUACAUCUACCUCAUUGUAAAGGGAGGGCACUUCCUCUCUGACCAACUCCAGCAUCUACCAAGGAGCCCUGCCUCCAAUGCCCCCU
Phyllostomus hastatus (greater spear-nosed bat) is the source of this 1482-nucleotide messenger RNA. It is a transcript of the gene ARID3C, whose product is annotated as AT-rich interaction domain 3C. Gene Ontology annotation, biological process: regulation of transcription by RNA polymerase II. Gene Ontology annotation, molecular function: DNA binding. The transcript has 7 exons. The coding region runs from base 1 to 1233 and encodes 410 amino acids. Gene Ontology annotation, cellular component: nucleus. The record is from RefSeq and is a predicted model, not a curated record. Lineage: Eukaryota; Metazoa; Chordata; Mammalia; Chiroptera; Phyllostomidae.